This is a messenger RNA of Phytophthora sojae, 828 nucleotides long. RefSeq lists its product as hypothetical. The transcript is spliced from 2 exons. NCBI's taxonomy places the organism in Eukaryota, Oomycota, Peronosporomycetes, Peronosporales, Peronosporaceae. The record is from RefSeq and is a predicted model, not a curated record. The annotation marks the transcript as partial.
AAAGUGCAAUAUCUCGAGAUGUUGCGCUUCCCCCCGAUGGUGACGCCCAUGACCCAGUAUCCCACAAUUGUCGAGCGCUCGUGCGAUGUUGUGAUUUUCGAGGAAAUGAUGAGAAUCGCGGUGAAAAAGCUUGAACGCCAGUUCAGCGCCGAGUUGGUCGUGACUGGGAAUCCAGGCGUCGGCAAAAGCAGGUUCUACCUGUAUUGCGCGUUUCGAUUGAUUCGCGGACAAGCAGAGGGGGUGGUGGAUCUGUCCAAGUAUGCGCUGGUUUUGAACUAUGACGAUCUGUAUCACCAGUAUUGCCCCCGCAGACAAGCGUUCUUGGGAUUGAGCGAGACGGAAGCAAUACCGGUACCCAACGUUAUUCGCUUGGUCGAUGAGGAAUCGUCGCGAUUGCGUGGCUGGAAUGGGGUUUCAAUACUUUUCGCUUCUCUCGAAGUGAGGGGCAUGCGCAAAUUCGCACGUGAGGGACUUUUCAUUAUGCCGAUUUGGACGCUAAGAGAGCUCCAAACAAGCAAUGCAUUGCUGAAGGGGAACUCCAAACUGUCCGAAGAUGAACUGAAGGCGCGAUACGACAUGUAUGGCGGAGUUCCGCGCAGGAUCUUCGCUCCAUGCCAGGGAGGCUUUGAGAGGGAUUUGAUGACCGCCGUUAACUGCGUCGAUGUCCUGGAACUGCUCGACCUCGUGGCAAACAGGAAGUUUGUGAAUGCAGUAAAUAUGAGCGACCGCAUCCUCGGUAUGGUGCCCAUGGAGAAGUACUUCAAUUUUUUCCACCGCUUGGAGUUUCUCUCGAUCAAAAUUGCUGGGCGGGUUGUUGAAAAGGCACAA